This is a messenger RNA of Coprinopsis cinerea okayama7#130, 2451 nucleotides long. RefSeq lists its product as hypothetical. The record is from RefSeq and is a predicted model, not a curated record. Lineage: Eukaryota; Fungi; Basidiomycota; Agaricomycetes; Agaricales; Psathyrellaceae. The transcript has a single exon. The coding region runs from base 1 to 2451 and encodes 816 amino acids.
AUGUCGAGUCACAUCCUCAACCAGCCGCACUAUCUAACCACUUACGUCGAUCAUGAAAAACGACUUAAAGACGACAUGACGAACCUACUCAAGAAGGUCCUCGCUGAAAAUCCUGGUAUCAAGCAUGACGACGCCAUCCGAAAAGUGCAGGAACUCAUGCUCCAAAACAAUCCCUACGUACCGCCCAAGGACGGACGAUGUAUCAUCAACGAACUCCCCGUCGAAUUGUUGGCAUACAUUUUCAGAGUUGGCGUGUGGUUACAAGAGGAAGGUUCGGACGAUGACUUUGAAGAAGUAACGAGCUUGGAGGAGAGGAAGGGAUUCCAGGAGGAGCUGACGAGGGUGAGGGAAGAGGGGAAGAAGGGAAGCGGAGAAGGGGACAAGAUGGAGGAAGAUAAACCUGAAGCAGUGAUUGAGGUUGUGGAUGAUGACGGGAAUGAUGAUGAAUGGGAGGACGAGCCUAGUGAGCACAGCAGUGAUGGGUCGGAGACGGGAAGUGAGGACGACGAGGGCGAUGAAGAAGAGGAGGAAGAGGAAGAGGUUCCGUUCCAGAUUCUCGUCUCGCAUGUCUGCAGACAAUGGCGAGAGACCGCUCUCAACACCCCCAGACUCUGGAGGCGCAUAUCUGUCGCUGGACCUCCGAAAUGGGAUCUCUACGAAGCCUACCUUCAGCGUUCAAAAGGCCAGCCUCUCAUCAUCGAGAUUGACGGCUCUAUUCCGGAGGACUUCGAUGCUGACGACCACCCUGACCACCCCGAUUACGUCGAAUACUCUGACCCCAACUGGGGACCCGAUGAGCGCCCAGAGGGCCCUCCACCCUUCCUAUCUUCAAAACAAGUUAGAAGAGCAUUCGAUAUGAUCAUUCCUCAUGUAGAUCGCUGGUAUGAUGUCGAUAUCGUGCUGGGACAACAUGACGACAUGCACGAGCUUCUUCAACGUAUCGCAGCACUUCCAGGAGCCCCGAUGCUGGAAUAUCUGCAUCUACAUGACGAAGACCUUUGCGACAACUAUGGCGUCGAGGUGGACGAGGACGAGGAGCCCAUCGAAUGGCAUUUAGAAAGCCCCACCCUGCCGUUCAGCGGGAAUGCACCGAGGCUCCUGGGCGUCAGCCUGUGGGGUGUGCACGUUGAUUGGGACCGUGCUGUUUCCCUCUUCCAGAACCUGACACAUCUCAACUUGGCCAUCCUCUUCAAACGACCGUCGUGGAAGACAUUCGCCACCUACCUGAAGAACUCUCCUCAACUGGAAAGCUUGGAGCUCGACAAUGCAGGUCCUUCACUGGAGAAUGGUGGUCUAUUGCCAGUGGUGCCAGCCACACCGGCAACUGGACUUCCCUCCGCAUACUACACGCCCGCAACAGCUGUUCCACCAGAGGCAUCCGAAGAAAACCCAUGGGAAUGGCCCCAUUACCCGCUCGAGGUGUCGUCCAUUCGCCAUGUCUCACUCGCGAACCACGAGCCGUACUACGCGCAUGCCCUUGCCACCAAACUCUUCUUCCCCAACAUCAAGACCUUGACGCUGGACUACGAGAAUGGAGACUUUAACGAUAUCGUCGACGUCUACACCACCCAUCUGCGGGGCACGUCGACCCGGCGAAGUAUGUUCCAAUUGUUGGAGGAUUUCACGAUCAAGUCAUUGGGAAGUGUCAGCGAGGAGAAGGUGGAUGCAAUGAUCGGCUCUCUCAGCGAACUCCAAAGUCUGUCGUUAGGCAUUCCAGUGACUUACGAUUUGGAAGUACCCGGGAAGAUCUGGGAGAAGAUGGUAGAGAAUGCGAAGACGGUCAAAACACUAGUCAAGAGUGCGGAAGAAGCCAAAGCAAAGGAACCGUCGUCACCCCAAAAGCCUCAAGCCGCAAGGUCUCCGGUUGCAGGGCCAUCGACUCAGCCUUUGUCGAUCGUCCCUCCGGAUCCCAGCGCGCCUCUUCCAUCCACAUUGCCAGCAGCACCUUCGACGCCGACGCCCGCGCCAGAAGUCCAUCCCAACUUGCUGUUCCCUCGACUUAAACACCUCGAGACUCGCGACAUAUCAAGCGCCGACGUCCGAGAGUUCGUCGAAUUGCGUAAAGAAAUCGGCGCUCCGUUGAAACGGCUUGCGAUGCACAGAGAUUCGGACAUUCGUACCCGGGACGAACGCUGGUUCCGUAGCAAUCUGGAGGAGUUUGACAUCUUCAGCGACAGUGACUACACAGAUGUGGAGGACUUUGAUGAUGAGGACUUGGACUUUGACGAGGAUGUCGAGGAGUGGGAACCUGAUGAGGACGAUGGAGACGAUGACGGUCCUGAUGAGGACGACGAGUGGGAAGAUUACAGUGGCGACGAUGACGACGACGAUGAUAUGGCGGAUGAGGACGGUGGAGGUGGACGUAUUCAGCGGGCUCGAGGAAUUCCGCGUGUUAGUGGGCAGGGCGCUGUAGGUAGUUCCACGACAACGGGUUUAUCAGAGUUGGAUUAG